AUGAAAUCUCCAGAAAUAUUAUUUACCGAGGCAAUUCUUGACAUUACCACACCUAAUGGAAUUCUUCGUUGCGUCCCCGAAGAUGCCGAAAAAAUAUUUUGUGCACGAGCCAGAACUCAAGCUUACUACGACGAACAACUAUUUUUCUACCUUAUUGUGCGUCUUUCCUCUGAUUCCGGCAUAAAUGAUCACGCGUCCGCUACUUCCUUUUUUCAACAACUUGAAGUUUUUGCUGAGGCUUCCUUAAUUGAUGGAAGUGUUUUGUCAGCACCAUCACCUACGCCACCUCCGGUUUAUCGUCUUCCGCCAGGAAGAUCGCGAUCAAAUUCUAAUACAAAUUCGCCUACUACACCUACCUCACCAUUACCCGCACCAAUGGAUAAAAAGAUGCCAAAGGUUGAUGGAACUGUGAUCUACUCUUACGUUUAUAAUCCAAAGGCGAAGGAUCGUGAAAUGCUAGUUCUAUUUAGGAAUGAAUGUUGGUGUUGCAUUGUCCCUUUGGCUGUUCCUGUAGCAUACGUAAAAACUAGAGCACAAUCACCAGCUUUAGCACUAACAGCUGUAGUCUCGCAGCGAGCACAAGUUACCAUACAAAAAGAUCCAGACGAUUAUAGUCCUUAUUCAAAUGACAAUUUUACCACUGUGAAUUUACUUCAAGGACUUUCGGAUGAUCCUUCAUUUGAUGAAUCAACAUCAAGUUUGAUACUCCCCACUUCUCGAAUCCGUGCUGCUGAAUCCAAAAGACAAAAUACUUAUCCUAAUUAUCCAAUGCCUGCACGGCCUCAACCUAUAAAGCGGAGUACUCGUAAAGUUCUACCAGUGAAAUCAGCCUUAAAUGUUCGAAUGCGAACUACCAGUGUCUCCCCUUUGGAUAAUGUUUUAAUGAUGUCAGUUGAGUUAGAAAAUAACACUGAUGCUGGAAGUGCUUUUGAGGUUGAGGCUGUUAAAGUCGAGAUUGCUAAUGGAAUUGUGACGAAAUACGACUGGGGACUUGAGAGCAAUGUUAGUUUGAAUCAAGAUAAAUUCCCUUUAACUUUACAUCCAGUUGAUCAAGUUACCUUUUUGUAUAGCAUUACGAUACUUGAAGAAACUGUCGUUCCCAAAAAUUCGCCGCAAUUCUUUCCUCCUCCUAAUCCUUAUGCAUCACGCGCCUCUUCGCGUCGUUCUUCAAUUGCUUCAGUUUUUUCCUCGAGCUCUACCGUUGCUCCAACAGAAGAUCGACAACGUCACGUCUCUAUCGUCGUUCGAGGAUCACCGGCGUUGGAUGGUAUCCGCAGUCGUAGCAUUGAAUCGCGUUGGAAUUGCAUGUUAGAUUUGAGCAAUCUUCGAAGGCGUGACGACUCUAUGCCACCACAAUUUCCGGGCAUACCAGGAUAUAAUCAGAGAUUAUCCAUGCAAUUUAAUACGAUGAAAACGCCCACUCAAGCUGCAACUCCUUCCAGACCUGGAAGUAUUUUUUCUCCGGGUGCCAUGACCCCUACCCCAACAAAAGGAACAUUUUCUGCGGGUAGUCGAAGAACAUUUGCAGGCUUGCCAACUAUCCCGGAUAAUGAUGUUUUAAGCGCAGUAGGUAAUGGAAUACUCGCCGCUGCCAAUAAAAAGAAUAAUGACGUGGAGACUAGUGACGGUGUUGUUGUGUCAUUUUCCGUUGAAUCGAAAGUAAUUGUUGGUAAAAUUUUUACCAUCCAAGUGUUUAUAGUAAAUCGCUCCAAGCAUGUGAGGAGAUUCACAGUAGUAGUUCCGAAUAGAAGACGCCCUAAUGACGCACCACCUAAUCAAAGAGCAAUGAAACAUCUUCCACCAUUACCGGCUGGUGGCAAGCUUCCGCUUCCAACUGAGGUCUUAGGACAUGGAAAUUCAACUGUCGAAGCUUUCAUGGAAGAAGCAGAAUUUUUGAAGCGAUAUUUGGAAUUUGAAACCAAUGAAGCUGACAUAAUAUGCCUGGAAAAUAAUGUGCGGAUAGGUCCGCUAAAUCCAUCGACAUGUGAAUCUUUAUCCUUACAUUUUAUCGCAGUCCGCGAAUCCUUACAUGUAAUUGAUUUGGUGCAACUCGUAGACAAUGAUACAGGGUUCAUCACAAAUCUUCGAAAUGUUUUAGAGAUUUUUGUGGGCAAAGGGAAUAACAAUAGUGCCUCAAUUAAAUAG
This is a messenger RNA of Ambispora leptoticha, 2145 nucleotides long. The record is from the annotation of a GenBank genome assembly. NCBI's taxonomy places the organism in Eukaryota, Fungi, Glomeromycota, Glomeromycetes, Archaeosporales, Ambisporaceae.